This is a messenger RNA of Exophiala aquamarina CBS 119918, 2685 nucleotides long. RefSeq names its product mannosyl-oligosaccharide alpha-1,2-mannosidase. Gene Ontology annotation, molecular function: mannosyl-oligosaccharide 1,2-alpha-mannosidase activity; calcium ion binding. Gene Ontology annotation, biological process: carbohydrate metabolic process; N-glycan processing. The record is from RefSeq and is a predicted model, not a curated record. Gene Ontology annotation, cellular component: endoplasmic reticulum; Golgi membrane. Lineage: Eukaryota; Fungi; Ascomycota; Eurotiomycetes; Chaetothyriales; Herpotrichiellaceae. The transcript is spliced from 2 exons. The coding region runs from base 1 to 2685 and encodes 894 amino acids.
AUGAUCCGGAUUCGUCGUUAUCGUGCAUUUCUUAUUGUUGCGUCUUUGGCCAUCUUUACCAUAUAUCACCUGAGUCGAGUAAAUCACUGGGAUGGUUUAACGCUAGGUGCAGCCAUCGGCUUUCACCCAGAGGGUGGAAAGACAACGCCUCCGAACGUUGAAAUCCCUCCAGAUCCAGUACCCCUGCCGGAGGAACCUGUGCCCCCACUCGAACCUGUCAUCAGACCUGCACCGUCUCCCGCUCUGCCCACUGAGCCAAAGAAAUCGGGCGAUCAACUGGCUCCGGAACAUCCCAUACAAAGUUCCUCCAGGCCCGUUGCCCAUCCAGAUGCAAGACCGACCGUGACGGGUGAAGAGUUCCUGACGAAACAACCUGCACUAGUGGAUGACUUUGGUGAACGUGGACAGGGCCGGUUGGAGGUUCAACCUAGGCCAAAAGGGCAGCAAAACGCAUACUGGAAACAACAGAGGGAGAAUUUCCCAGUGCCUUCCCCAAGCCUCAUAAAUCUGCCUUCCGGACAACCAAAAGCUCUGCCACGUAUCCAGUUCAGCUUUGGUAAAGAGUCCUCAACCCAAAAAACUGAGAGACUGCGGAGACAGACCACAGUGCGGGAGUCGUUCAAGCAUGCCUGGCAUGGCUACAAAAAUCUAUCACUUCCUCACGAUGAGUUGAAGCCAAUAUCAAAAGGAGCGGGAGAUCCGUUCAACGGAUGGGGCGCUACACUUGUCGAUUCGUUGGAUACAUUGUGGAUCAUGGGGCUCCAUGACGAAUUUGAGGAAGCCGUCGGCCUCGUGAAGAACAUCGAUUUUAAAACCACUACACGAAAGGACAUUCCUCUGUUUGAGACCACCAUCCGUUAUCUGGGAGGCCUCAUUGCAGCGUAUGAUGUAAGCAAGGCCAAGCACAAGGUUCUCCUAGACAAGGCCGUCGAGCUAGCGGAUGUUCUCAUGGGAGCAUUUGACACGCCGAACAGAAUGCCUAUUGGGUAUUACAACUGGGCCCCAUCCUAUGCGUCACAACCACACCGAGCAAGCACACACAUGGUUUUGGCAGAACUUGGAUCUCUAUCUGUCGAGUUCACACGACUGGCUCAAAUAACCAGAGAGGUGAAGUAUUAUGAUGCUGUGGCGAGGAUAACAGAUGCCCUCGAAAAAUGGCAAUUGAAAACAACUCUUCCUGGCCUCUGGCCGCUGAAGCUUGAUGCUUCGGGUUGCAAGAAGUCUGAAGUGGUUCGGGAAGCUAGACCUGAGAAAGAAUCCUCAUUGCACCCGACCGAGAACAACGAGGAAGUGGAAUCCCCUGGCUCUGACGAUAGUGGUUCCAAAUCCGAUUUGGAAAGUUCUCCGUUACCGAAGAGGCAAGUACGGGGACCGCCACGGCCAGUGCCAGACCUCACCCGGGAGGGUGAGGAGGGCAAGAAGGAUGAUAAGCAGGAAGAGAAGAACCAAGAAGAAUCACAUGAUGGGGCUGAUACAAAAAAGGUAGUGGUUCCAGAAUGGGCAGAGGAAUUCGACAACAUCGACUGCGAGCCACAAGGACUCAACACCGAGCCACACGCUACCAGUCACAAUUAUGGGAUCGGGGCCAUGGCUGAUUCCACUUACGAAUAUUUCCCCAAACAAUACGCAUUGUUGGGAGGACUCAACAAUCAAUAUCGGAGAAUGUAUCUGGAUGCGAUCGAGGUUGUAAGAACUGAGCUCCUUUACAGACCCAUGACCAAGGACAACCAAGAUAUCCUGUUUGCGGCGAAACAAAUAAUCUCUCCUAAAGAGAAGGAGGCGUCCAAGCGCAGAGUCAACAAAUUUGAGGGAACCCAUCUUGGUUGUUUCGCAGGGGGGAUGUUUGCUUUGGGAUCUAAAAUUUUUGACAUACCUAAUGACAUGGCCAUUGCGGAGAAGUUGACGAAUGGAUGUGUUUGGGCUUAUGGGUCUACCCCUGUGGGAGUAAUGGCAGAGGAGUUCGAGCUCGUUCCAUGUGACAGCCUUACUUCCUGCGAGUGGGAUGAAGCCAAAUGGCACAAGGCGUUGGACCCGCAAUUGAAGGAAAGGUUUCAAGCAGUGGAAUUAUACAACAUGCAACAACAAAUUUUGCACGAAGCGGCCAUUGCGAAUGCUGACAGGGCAUGGGGAGAUGAGGACGACGAUACAAAUCUGGUCAUCUCCGACCCAAGCUCCAAGAGAAAGCGUGAUCUCGAGUCUAGAAUCGAUGAUGAUUCAAUACCAAUCGAAUCAACCAAUUCUACAGAGCUGGAACAUGAGCUGGUGGCCGUGGUACAGCCAUUUGUGCCCAAAGUGCCGCUGUCCCAUGAAAAGUAUGUAGCAGCAAGAAUAUCUGAGGAACGAUUGCCACCAGGAUAUACAAAGAUCAAAGCUCGGGACUAUCGGCUUCGACCUGAAGCGAUCGAGUCGGUUUUCAUCAUGUAUCGAAUGACGGGCGAUGAGUCCUGGCGCGAGAAGGGAUGGAAGAUGUUCAGUGCAGUUGACCGCGCAACCAAGACUGACGUUGCACAUGCAGCGGUUAAGGAUGUGACGAGUCAGCUCAUGGAGCAGGAUGACACGAUGGAGUCGUUUUGGCUAGCCGAAACCCUGAAGUACUACUAUCUAUUGUUCAGCGAUCCCGGCCUGAUCAGUCUGGACGAGUAUGUUCUGAAUACCGAGGCGCAUCCGUUCAAGCGACCGCAAUGA